CUAAAAAAAAUAAAAUUCAGCCUACUUUUGCCAAAACAACAUGUCAAUACAACUAUCCUUUAAUUGAUUUUAGAAAAGAUAAAGUACCAACAAUUAAUCUGAUAAACAAUCCUUGGGUUAUAUAUAAAAUACUUAUAGUGAAUAAUUCUGAUGAAGAAAGUUUUAGUACUAUUCAAUCCCAAA
Racocetra fulgida is the source of this 183-nucleotide messenger RNA. The record is from the annotation of a GenBank genome assembly. NCBI's taxonomy places the organism in Eukaryota, Fungi, Glomeromycota, Glomeromycetes, Diversisporales, Gigasporaceae.